CGCCCACCUCGCCGGCCCCGCCCCGCGGCUCCACCCCGGCCAAUUAGCGAAUGCCCGACAGUCCAGCCCGGUAGAGAGGCCUGAGCAAGAUGGCAGCUGCGUGUCGGAGCGUGAAGGGUUUGGUUGCCUUAAUAACCGGCGGAGCCUCAGGCCUAGGCUUGGCCACAGCGGAGCGACUGGUGGGGCAGGGGGCCACUGCUGUACUUUUGGACCUGCCCAACUCAGAUGGGGAGGCCCAGGCCAAGAAGUUAGGGAAGAGCUGCGCCUUUGCCCCAGCCGACGUGACCUCAGAGAAGGAUGUGCAAGCAGCCCUGACUCUAGCAAGAGAAAAGUUUGGCCGUGUGGAUGUGGCAGUCAACUGUGCAGGCAUUGCAGUGGCCAGCAAGACAUAUAACUUAAAGAAAAGCCAGGCCCAUUCCUUGGAGGACUUUCAGCGAGUUAUCAAUGUGAAUCUCAUGGGCACCUUCAAUGUGAUCCGCCUGGUGGCUGGUGAGAUGGGCCAGAACGAACCAGACCAGGGAGGCCAACGUGGGGUCAUCAUCAACACGGCCAGCGUAGCUGCCUUUGAGGGCCAGGUUGGACAAGCUGCAUACUCUGCUUCCAAGGGGGGCAUAGUUGCCAUGACACUGCCCAUUGCUCGGGAUCUGGCUCCCAUGGGUAUCCGGGUGAUGACCAUUGCUCCAGGCCUAUUUGGCACCCCGCUGUUGACCACCCUCCCAGAUAAAGUGCGCAACUUCCUGGCCAGCCAGGUGCCCUUCCCCAACCGACUUGGUGACCCUGCCGAGUAUGCUCAUCUGAUACAGGCCAUCAUCGAGAACUCAUUCCUCAAUGGAGAAGUCAUCCGGCUGGAUGGGGCCAUCCGCAUGCAGCCUUGAAGGGGGAAGACAGAGAGAACAAAGGUUCCUCUGUCCCUCCCCCUCCUGGAGUGCUCUUCUCCAGUUUGGAAGGAAGCCCAGUAGCCAUUUUGUAAACUCUGCCUAUCAGUCACCCUGUGUGCCUAAUAAAGUCUCUGUUUCUCAUGGA
Capra hircus (goat) is the source of this 1023-nucleotide messenger RNA. It is a transcript of the gene HSD17B10, whose product is annotated as hydroxysteroid 17-beta dehydrogenase 10. Gene Ontology annotation, biological process: estrogen metabolic process; androgen metabolic process; fatty acid metabolic process. The transcript has 6 exons. Gene Ontology annotation, molecular function: estradiol 17-beta-dehydrogenase [NAD(P)+] activity. The record is from RefSeq and is a predicted model, not a curated record. The coding region runs from base 90 to 875 and encodes 261 amino acids. Gene Ontology annotation, cellular component: mitochondrion. NCBI's taxonomy places the organism in Eukaryota, Metazoa, Chordata, Mammalia, Artiodactyla, Bovidae.